Messenger RNA from Penicillium daleae, 696 nucleotides. RefSeq lists its product as uncharacterized. The transcript has 2 exons. Bases 1 to 696 code for a protein of 231 amino acids. The record is from RefSeq and is a predicted model, not a curated record. Lineage: Eukaryota; Fungi; Ascomycota; Eurotiomycetes; Eurotiales; Aspergillaceae.
AUGCCUAUUACCGAGAUCGGCUGCAUGGGCGUUAAGCCUUCACUUGAUGUCAUCAACGACAAUACGACAGAGGGCGAAAUUCUGACCAAGUUAUACGAAUAUGUGGUUACUGCACCUGGAGGACCACUUCGGGUGUAUUGGGGUCUCGAGAACGAGAAUCCGUCCUACCUUUGGGCACUGUUCGACUGGGAUUCGAUUGAGGAUCACGAGAAGUUUGCUAAAACACUAGGCCAGGAAGCCGUAAAAGAUAUGCCAAAAAUCCUGACCCAUGGCUUAUUUACGAAGCACAUUGCCUUCACACCAUCCCUACCAGUGGCUCUACAGUCUCCUAUGACAGAGGUCAUCUUGGCUUAUUUCCCCUCGGAUGACAUAUCGGCUCAGAAAAAUGCAGCCAUCUCACAUCUCAAAAAUGUGGAGGAAAACCUAAAGAGCUGUUCAGACAUUGGGCCUCUGAGCUACGGAUGGGGCGUGGAAAACGACUUCCCCAUCAGGGGCAGACAAGAAAACCAGAGAGCAUCAAUCCUUAUGUUCUUCAUUGGACUUGAUAGUAUUGAUGCACACCCAACUUUUAGGAAGACAUCGACAUUUGAGAAGCUGUUAAGCUUGAUCCAAAACAUGGAGGGCAUCAUUAAGCUAGAAUUUUUCUCCGUCAACUUCCGAUCGCUGAGCAGAAACGCUGAAACGGAGAAUUCCUGA